AUGACGAGAGGAAAUUCGUUGGGACCAAAAAUCACUACUGUUGAGAUUUAUUUGGAAAAUUUUGAUACGGAGUUAUAUGAAGAAAUUCAGCGAGGCACUGUAUUGAAAUAUUCUGACGUGAAGGACCCGGUUGUCCUUUGGUGGACGCCGUUCACUGGUGAGCCUGGGACCCUCAGGCAGUGCGGUGACUCUUGGUGCUACGUCACCGAUGACCGUCAGUUCUUCCACGAUGGCCUCGCACGGGCGGUCCUGUUCUACGGCUCGAGGCUGGACCUUCUGGACUUGCCGCGGCCGCGAGACGGGCCGCGUCUCCUCUGGGCCUUGCUGCACGAGGAGUCGCCCAAGAACGUGCCGGCCCUCUGCCACGAGGCCUUGCUCUCCCUCUUCAACCACUCGUCCACGUUCAGCCGGCACAGCGACGUCCCGCUGACGCUGCAGUACCUGGGCGGCUCCGAGCUGCUCGCGACCACGAAGUAUGUGGUCGCGACCGCGGAGAAGGACGCGCUUCUGGGGGAACUGGCCCCGGUGCUGUACAUCCAGUCGAGCUGCGACGCCCCGUCUGGCCGGGACAGCUACGUGCGGGAGCUGGGCAGAUACAUCGGGGUGGACUCAUACGGGAAGUGCCUUCAGAACAAGAAACUUCCUGAGAACAUCGCGAAUCACAGCGAGGGCCAGGACUCGGAAGACUUCCUGAACUUCAUGGCGCGCUACAAGUUCACGCUCGCCCUGGAGAACGCCGUCUGCGAGGACUACAUCACGGAGAAGCUGUGGCGGCCGCUGGUCGUGGGAUCCGUCCCCGUCUACAUGGGCUCGCCGUCCGUGAGAGACUGGCUUCCAAACAACGAAUCUGCGAUCCUCGUUUCCGACUUCAAUUCCCCCAGAGAUCUCGCCAGACACCUUCUGGCCCUCAACGUUGAUACCGCAGCCUACGAGCGUCACCUCCAGCACAAGGCCGGAAGGGUCGAGAACCGGAGGUUGUUGUCAGCUCUGGAUGCCCGCCCCCCGGGGUCCGACUGGGGGCGCUACGUACAGCGCUUGGAGUGCCUCGUCUGUGAGAGGCUGGGGCCCGGCGGGGCAGGGACUCGCAGCGUCGUCGGUCCCCGGCAGUACGACUGCCCCGAGCCCCGGUCGCCCCUGACGGGACGGCGGGACGAGCUCGCCCCGUGGAACCAGGUCUGGCAGGCGGGGCGGUGCGAAGCGAGUCUCAGCAGGAGCAUCGCGUUGCACAACAGGACAGUGUCCCGAGAGGAGUACUCUGAGCGCCUGCUCCAGCUCUUACAGUCUGGGGAGUGCUGACGUGUCCGUUACUGCUCCAAAUCUUGCAGUCUGGAGAAUGUCGACGUGUCUGUUACUGCUCCAACUCUUACAGUCCGGAAUGUGUCAACAUGUUCGUUACUGCUCCAACUCUUGCAGUCUGGAGUGUGUCGACGUGACUGUUACUGCUCCAACUCUUGCAGUCUGGAGUGUGUCGACGUGACUGUUACUGCUUCAACUCUUGCAGUCUGGAGAGUGUCGACGUGACUGUUACUGCUUCAACUCUUGCAGUCUGGAGUGUGUCAAUGUGUUCGUUACUGCUCCAACUAUUGCAGUCUGGAGUGUGUCGACAUGUACGUUACUGCUCCAACUCUUGUAGUCUGGAGUGUGUCGACGUGACUGUUACUGCUCCAACUCUUACAGUCUAGAAUGUGUCAACAUGUCUGUUACUGCUUCAACUCUUGCAGUCUGGAGUGUGUCGACAUGUCCGUUACUGCUCCAACUCUUGCAGUCUGGAGUGUGUCGACGUGUCCAUUACUGCUCCAACUCUUGCAGUUUGGAGAGUGUCAACGUGACUGUUACUGCUCCAACUCUUACAGUCCGGAAUGUGUCAACAUGUUCGUUACUGCUCCAACUCUUGCAGUCUGGAUUGUGUCGACGUGUCCGUUACUGCUCCAACUCUUGCAGUUUGGAGAAUGUCGACGUGUCCGUUACUGCUCCAACGCUUGCAGGCUGGAGUGUGUCAACGUGUCCAUUACUGCUCCAACUCUUGCAGUUUGGAGAAUGUCGACGUGUCCAUUACUGCUCCAACUCUUGCAGUUUGGAGUUUCGACGUGACUGUUACUGCUCCAACUCUUACAGUCUGGAAUGUGUCAACAUGUACGUUACUGCUUCAACUCUUGCAGUCUGGAGUGUGUCAAGGUAUCCAUUACUGCUCCAACUCUUGCAGUUUGGAGAAUGUCGACGUGUCCGUUACUGCUUCAACUCUUGCAGUUUGGAGUGUCGACGUGACUGUUACUGCUCCAACUCUUACAGUCUGGAAUGUGUCAACAUGUACGUUACUGCUUCAACUCUUGCAGUCUGGAGUGUGUCAAUGUGUCCGUUACUGCUCCAACUCUUGCAGUCUGGAGUGUGUUGACGUGUCCGUUACUGCUUCAACUAUUGCAGUCUGGGGAGUGCUGACAUGUCUUUUACUGCUUUGAGAAGUUGGCAGUGAACUUUGCUACGAGGAGAAGUCAGGGAAGCUUUAUUCUCAUUUUAGCUGCUAUUCGGAGUGGCAGUCAGAUGUAAAAAAAACCUUUAUUUUUGAAACAUGGCUGUGAAGUGAUUAUUUGUGUAUAGCACUGAAAUGCAAGUUAUAUCAUGGAAUUAAGUAGCAUUUAACUAAAAUUCAAUUCAAAAAUUAAAAAAAGUUAUCUUUUAAUGUUUGAAAAUCAUGAGAUGUCAUUUCCAGACAACAAAUUGUACCAAAGUGCAUGAAUUAAAAAAAAAAUUAAUAUAAUUUGUUUCAUUUUGCAUUUCUUAUUGGAUCACAUUUUAACUACAAAUACUCCUUUAUUUUUUUUUUUGUUCUGAUUGUAUUUGUAUUAUACCAAUUAAAAAUUAUUUUAUUGUAAAAAUGUAGAAUAUAAAUUUUAACACAAUUUUGGUGGAGUAUUACAAAAUAGCUUUUAUAAAAAUAAAAACAGUAACACCAAAUUCUUGUGUUGUAAAAACGAAAUUGGUCUAAUUUAAAAUUGUAUCUACUGAUGAUGGAGGGAUGGUGGAAAAGGUGAGUAGUCAUAGUUCUGUUUCACCUGUUUUGCAUGGCUUCCCCACCCUCUUGUGUACCAUCACGGCCAUAUGCUACCACUACUAGAUAAGAAACGGUUUUACAUUCUAAACAACAGUCUAACUAUGCAACAGCAACAUAAAGUGAAGUCUGUACGAGGCGUGACCGUAAAGUAAGUACCAUUUGGUCAUUAAAAAAAUCAUGAAAAAAAAAUUUUUUAUUGAAAUUUUUAGUUUUGUACAUAUCUACAACAUAAUUUUAUAUAGUUUUCAUUCAGUUCCAAGUACUUUUCGCAACACUCUACCAGUUUAUUUAACCCCUCUGCAUAGAAGUUCGCAGCCUGGAAAUUAAACCAGUUGACAAUCGUAAUUUUGUACAUUUUGCUGUAAUUGUUGAAUCACGUUUCAUUAAAUCAACCAAAAUGAAUCCCAUUUCAUCCCAAAAAAUGGUAGCCAUCAUUUUUCGACUUGUGUACGGAGAUAGCUUUAACUUUUUCCAGAGUUGUUUACUGAGCGCCUGUACUUAAGCUACACGCAUUGCGUAUAUAAAGUUCAUGAUGCCUAUGACCGAGAUGUCCGUUCCAUUGCCAGCAUAUUUACUUUCCGGACACGCCUUGUAUAAGUCAAGACAAGUAACAAGUUAAAAGUUUUUUAACUUUCUUUAAAUGUCCGUCAUGUGUUCCAGAAAAUUGUUGAUGUGUGAAUUUUCAUCCAGACAUUUUUCAACUGUGGUGGGUAAGGUACUACAUAAAUAAAUUAUAAUUCAUCGUAACUGUAUGUUUUUAUUAAACAACACACGCACACUGGAAUAAUUUCAAACGUGAAUAAGUCCAAGAUAAUAGGCUCAUUGGCAAUAAUUGCUUUUCAAUUUUUUUUGGACCAUGUAAAUUGCUUGAAAGUUAAGAAUACAGUACCACCUUCAAAUAGAAAACUAAAAUUUCAUGUAAGCACAGAGUGAUUGUCGUAGAGUUUGCAUUCUGAAUGACUCAAUUUUAUUACAUCAUUGUGAAAAUUUAUAUAUGUCUGUAAUGUGAUGUAACAUGAAAAAUUAAAAAUAAAUACAGUUUUAUUAUUGAGCAAAAUUAUUUCACCAGUUAUAUACUCUCAUGAGUUAUAUAAUGCCAAAGCAAAAAAAAAAAAAAAAGAAA
Bacillus rossius redtenbacheri is the source of this 4172-nucleotide messenger RNA. RefSeq names its product alpha-(1,3)-fucosyltransferase 10 (gene FucTB). NCBI's taxonomy places the organism in Eukaryota, Metazoa, Arthropoda, Insecta, Phasmatodea, Bacillidae. The record is from RefSeq and is a predicted model, not a curated record. The transcript has 8 exons. The coding region runs from base 1 to 1296 and encodes 431 amino acids. Gene Ontology annotation, molecular function: alpha-(1->3)-fucosyltransferase activity. Gene Ontology annotation, cellular component: membrane.